Messenger RNA from Solanum dulcamara, 1356 nucleotides. RefSeq names its product protein RGF1 INDUCIBLE TRANSCRIPTION FACTOR 1-like. The record is from RefSeq and is a predicted model, not a curated record. The coding region runs from base 394 to 1008 and encodes 204 amino acids. NCBI's taxonomy places the organism in Eukaryota, Viridiplantae, Streptophyta, Magnoliopsida, Solanales, Solanaceae. The transcript is spliced from 3 exons.
CACACACCUUUUCUCUCUCUUUUUUUGUUUUUCUUUUUUCCUCAAUUCAUCCAACGGCUGAACAUCAAUCUCAACCUUUACCCUUUUCUCAACCGUCUGAUCUACUUUCAUUACGCCCACCCCUACCCCCAUGUUUUUAUUGUUGAAUUUUAAGUUGCUGUUAGUUUAGGUUAGGCCUUCCUUCUUCUCUUCCCUUUCCAACCCCAAUCUUUCUCUCUCUAAAAAUUCUCUCUCUUCCCCUAAUUCUUUUGAUUCUUCUCCAUCAUUACAACAACCUUUAUUUUCUAACUUAAUUCACAUUGGGUUCUUCGAUUAUUUUUUUCUUUCUGUGAAUAAGGUCUUACAUUCUGAGUAGGUAGCAAUAAGUCGAUAAUCGACGAUCUCUUCGGUUUGAUGACAAUGCUGGUUCCACCGUGGCUAGAGCCUUUAUUGAAUACGGCUUUUUUCUCAAUUUGCCGGACGCAUGGUGAUGCGGCGCGGAGUGAAUGUAAUAUGUACUGCUUGGAUUGCAAUGACAAUGCUUUUUGCUUCUAUUGUCGCUCAUCUAAACAUAAAGACCAUCAAGUCAUUCAGAUAAGGAGAUCAUCAUAUCAUGAUGUGGUAAGAGUUUCAGAGAUUCAUAAAGUAUUGGAUAUAAGUGGAGUGCAAACAUAUGUAAUCAACAGUGCAAGAGUUUUAUUUCUAAAUGAAAGGCCACAACCAAAGAGUAGUGGCAAAGCAAGUUCUCAUGUUUGUGAAAUAUGUGGAAGAAGCCUUUUGGACACUUUUCGUUUCUGUUCACUUGGAUGUAAGCUUGUAGGAAUAAAGAGGAAUGGAGAUUCAAGCUUUAUCUUAGAUGCCAAGAAUGAAGUACUAGCAUUGCAAAGAGGUGAAGGCAUAUCAUCAAGAGGAGGAAAUCAAUUGCGUGAAGGCUUAGAACAUGACAUAUACCCACCCACCCCUCCACCACCCCCUUCAAAUGCUAGAAGAAGAAAAGGGAUUCCUCAUAGAGCACCUCUUGGCUCAUAACAAAAUAUAUAAUAACUAACCAAAAAAUAAUACAUUUAAAAAACUACUUUAUACAACUCACAUACAUAAGGAAGGGUUGUAAAGGUUGAUGAAGUUUCCUUUUGAAGAUGGUGGGGUCUUUUGAAAGGAAAGGAAAAAAGAGCAAUAAUGCACAAUUUGUUAUAUUAGAAAAGUUGGAAGAUUAUUCUACGUUGUAAUUAAUUUAAUUAAGAAAUUUAAAAGGCAAAGUGUUUGUUGGAGUUAGUUUUAUAGUUUUCAUUGGCCCACCAACCCACAUGGGCCGUUUACAUAAAGUAAUAACCUUUUUAUUUGUUUAAUAACAUGCAAACCAACUUUCUUAUCAUUCUA